Molecule: messenger RNA, 2365 nt
Organism: Cannabis sativa
Lineage: Eukaryota; Viridiplantae; Streptophyta; Magnoliopsida; Rosales; Cannabaceae
Exons: 2
Coding region: 710-1333 (207 amino acids)
Biological process (GO): proteolysis
Molecular function (GO): cysteine-type peptidase activity
Source: RefSeq, a predicted model, not a curated record
UAUGCUUUUGUAUUUUAUUUUGUUGAUUUAGUAACUAAUAUGUUGCUUUUUCAGGUUGGUAAUGAUCGUCCAAGUUUUGAUAUUAUGGGUUCCUUGUUGGCCCAGUCUGAAAAUGUUGUAGAUUUGUUGGAAGAUAAAAAAAUUAUUGGGGAUGACAAUGUUAUAGAAGCAUCUAAAAGGGAUAGUGAGAGCACUGACGAUGGUAUUACAUCUGCUGAAAUGUUAAUUAUAUCAGAGAAAGUGGAUGCUGUUUGUCAUGAUUAUGAGUUGAAGAAGAGUAUGGUAUGAUUUGUAUAUAUUUAUGUAUGAUUAAUUUUUUAAUUAUUUUUUAAUUUUUUUUGACUUUUUGUUUUGGGUUUUCAUAUUAUUGUAGGAAAAAUCCAAAGUUAUUGAUUUGGGUAGUGCUGGUACCCCAAGGGAUUUGCAAGGUGUUAUUAGAAUUGACUUUGGGGAUUCGUCCGGAAAAUCUGUUAAGAUUGGUGAAACAAAGUAUUUGAAAGGUCUACACCCUUUCAAUUCUGAGUUGCUUGAUCCACCGCAUUAUCUUCAACAAGAUUCAUUUGAUGAGUGGUUUCUUGAUGGCUUUAAUGACCAGAAUAAGUAUUGUUAUUUUUUUACACAACUUUUUUUGUUUGAUGUUUAUCUGUAUAUGGUUAUUCACUAAUCUGUUACUUUUAAUAGGAAGAAGAAGUUUGUUAGAGGAAAGAACAUGUUGGAUGCACCUUUGGAUUUCUCAAUUGAUUCUGUUAGUGAUAAAUGGUGGUUUUAUGAUCUAUUGACGCCUGGGAGAUGUUUGUCUGACUCUCAUUUGGAUGUUAUAUUUUACUACUUGAGAAAGAAACUGAAGUAUGAUCCUCGGGUUACUGUUUCUGUAACUACGACAGAUUUUAAUUUUUACAACAAGGUGGUUGAGUUGUAUGAAAACUUUGUGAAGUCUAAGAAAAAUAUUGAUUCUGUGCCUAAGAGUAAUAUGGUAAUUGAGUAUAUGGAGGGGUAUUGUAUGUAUGCUAAUACUCGGUGGUUGUUUGUUGAUUAUGUUUUGAUAUAUGUUCAUGUCAAAGAUGAUCAACAUUGGGUUUUAGUUGUUUUUGAUAUAAGGAAUAGGUGUCUCAAUGUCUAUAAUUCAAUGUGGUCGAAAAGAGAUGGUGACAAGACGACAGGAUUGUAUAUCAGGCCUCUUGCUGUUAUGUUGCCAAUAUGUUUGCAUUUGAUGGACUUUUAUAAUCGAAGGGAGGAUAUUGACCGGAGCAAAGGUUGGUUUAGAGGGAAGAAAGACAGUGAGAAGCUUGAUGUGUUUACUGUGACUAAUCUGCCUCAGCAAUUGGAUAAGUAAGUGUAUGUUUUUUUUUGUUUUUAUGUUCUAGUUUGUAUAUUUUUAUUUAAUUUGUUUUUUUUUUGUUUGUUGCAGUGAUUGUGGGUUGUUUGUUGCUAAGUAUGCUGAGUUUUUUAUCCACAGUGCGAUUGAUUUACUUCCAAAUCCAUUAGAUGUGAAGUUCUUUAGAAACAAGCUUGCUGUGGAUCUGUAUGUUCAUGCUAAGAAGAAGGAGAUCAAUGGGUACGAGUCUGAAUCUGAGUUUCCAGUGAGGAUUGGAAGAAGUGGACAGAAAUGAAGGCUUAGGUUUAGAAGUGGACAGAUUGGAAAAUGCAUAGUAACUUUUUUGGAUUGUUUGUAAAUAGUUACAAUAUAGUAACUCUUUUGGAUAUUUUUAGUACCUUUUUGUGUUUCUAAGACUAAGUACAAUUUGUUGUUGUUAUUUUUUGCCUUAUAAUGGAUAUUGGCAAAGUAUUAUGUUGGAUAUAUAUUUUGGAUUUUUAGUGUGAUAUUUUUGUUGAAGUUUAUAAUGUUUUGUUGUAUGUAUGUUGAUUUUUUUUUUAAAGAUUGAUAUUAUUGAAUUAUUUAUAAAAAGGUGAUUCUAUUAUUUAUUUUUUUUUUAUUUUUUUUACAGGAGUUAUAAUUAGCAGUUGGGUAUGACAUAGGAAGAGUGACUGUAUUUUUAUAAGAUUAAUUAUAAUUAAGGUACACAUUAGUAACUGUUUCUUAUAUGAGAUUAAUGAUUGUAUCUUCAAAUUUUCCAUGUGGAAAUCUUUAUUUGAUGUUGAAUUAUUCAAACAGAACAUACAUGAAAAAAGAAGAAAUUUGGUUGCAGAUAGUAAUUGGAACGUAUUGUUCAUGUUUAUUUAGUAGUUGUAGGAAUUCAAUGUCUAUUUAGUAUCUUUUUCUCUUUGCGGAUGGUUCCAAUGGUUCAUUCUUGCAAGUCCUUCGGUUGUGUCCUCUUUUGAAGCAUUGUGUGCAUUGAUUCUGUGUUGCUUUCUCCAUUGCGGUCUUAUACCGUUGUUUUCUUGGCCUUCCUUCUGGUCUUUUGUG